Molecule: messenger RNA, 2994 nt
Organism: Closterium sp. Yama58-4
Lineage: Eukaryota; Viridiplantae; Streptophyta; Zygnematophyceae; Desmidiales; Closteriaceae
Source: the annotation of a GenBank genome assembly
AUGCCUCUGACUCUGACUCCCAUGCAUGUUGAGCGUCAAAUGGCUGUUGAUGAUAGCGAGGGCCUCCAUAAGGGAGACGGUGAAGGUGACUCUUUCCGUUCUCAGGCGCACUUGCUUCUGACACGUGUUGACUCGCCUGCGAAAGCAGGCAACAAGUUGAUGCCCGAUAGCACGGAAGGCUCAGAUGAGGCGGGGCCCUUUCGUAGCAUGGACGGUGCAGAUGAAGUGGGGACAAGCAUGGACUGCUCAGAUGAAGUGGAAGCCCUUGGUAGAAUGGACGGUGCAGAUGAGGUGGAGGGGGGUUUAGUCAAGGCAGUGGCGGUAGGUGAAUCGAUAAUCGAAGGGGGUGAUGGGCGAAUAGAGGAGGAGACCGAGCAGCAGCAGGGCGGUGGUUUCAGAGUGGCAGAAUCUGACAGUAUUCAAGAGCAGAUGUCUGAAGCAAGCUCUUCAGCCAGUCAAGGGAAUUCUCUUGAGGAGUAUAGAGUGGUGAACGUGGAAGAAGUGCCGGGGCAGGGUAAGAGUUCUGAGAUGCCUCAAAACGCAGUGGAAAUGGAUGAAGGGCCAGAGCAGGGUAGCAGUUUUCACGUUGCUACAGGUGCACAAGACGAGGGGGCAGCCAAUAAGGAGGAUGAAGUGCAUGAACAGGAUGGCGUUUUCCUAGCUGAUGCUGGUGAGAACGACAAGUUGGCUAAUGAGGAAGUCACACUUAACGAGGCUGCUAGUAAGGAGGAUGAUUUACCUGAGAAGCCUAGUGUGCUUCCAUUUGACCUGCUUGACUCGGUUGACUUUCUUGACCCGGUAUCAGCAUUCACCAAGACCAGUGGGGAGGAUGUAAGUAACGAGGCUGUUAAUAAGGAGGACGGUCCACCUGAAAAGCCUAGUGUGCUUCUGCCAGACGAUCUGCUUGACUCGCUUGACUUCCUUGACCCGAUAUCAGCUUUCACCAAGACCCUCCGCAUGCUGCACCACUUCCUCUCCUCCCAACCCACCGCCGAAUCCCUCCCGACUUUCUUCCUCGGGCUGCCCCGAGAUCAUUAUUUCCGGGCAGACCAGGGCAACAGUUCGCUCUGCCUGCCAGACGACGCCACAUGUAAAGAGAACGGGCAGUGUAGCGGGUUUUUGAGGCCGAGAGAGUGGUUAGAGGAGGGAGGGGAAGAGCAGGCGCAUCAACAGCGGUGGCAACGCCUCUUAGCCUGCUUUGAGGCUCGGCUUUACAUGGGUCGGUCGAGGGGAGCCGGGGAGGAGGAUCACGCACCUAGUGGGGGCUCCAGGCCCAAGCGCCGCCGCUAUGCCACCACAAGCUGGCAAGACGCUGUGGGGGGAGGAAGCAGCGGGGGGGGAGGCGUGGGGGGGGAAGGCGCAGGCGCAGCAGCAGGGGGCGGGGGGGGACCCGGGGGCGGGGGGGGAACAGGCGGGGGGGGGCGGAAGGGGGUGUUUCACUGCAACUACUGCCACAGGGAUGUGACGGGGGAGGUGCGCGUGAAAUGUGCGGCGUGUGUUGACUUUGACCUCUGCGCUGAAUGCUUCUCCGUGGGCGCUGCUGUUCACCCGCACUCUGCUUCACAUCCUUACCACGUUAUGGACACGAUGAGCUUCCCUCUCGUGCACGAGGACUGGACUGCCGACGAGGAGAUGCUGCUGCUGGAGGCCCUGGAGAUGUACGGAAUGGGAAAUUGGGGAGAGAUUGCAGAGCACGUGGGGUCCAAGAGCAAGACACAGUGCCACGACCACUACCUUUACGACUACCUGCUGUCCCCCUGUGGGCCACUCCCUGACCUAUCUCGCCUGCGCACCCAGGCAGACACGGAAGCAGCCAAGGCAGCCAUGGAGGAGCAGGAGGCGGCCGAGACUGCUGCGCGGGCUCAGGAGGCGGUUCUGUACAACGUUCCCGUGGUCAAAUCUGAACCCGGCACCAAGACAGACGACGCUGCAGCGCCGAUCACGAGCGGGUACAACGCCAAGCGCAACGAGUUUGACCCGGAGUAUGACAACGAGGCAGAGGCGCCGCUGGCAGAACUAGAAUUCAAGGAGUCGGACUCGAGUGUGGAUAGACAACUGAAGAUCAAGAUGCUACACAUCUACUACUCACGGCUGGAAGAGAGGUCUCGGCGCAAGGCCUUCAUCUUGGAACGUGGUCUGCUUGACCCGAGAAGAGUGGAUGGAACGAUUCGACCCGACACCAACAGCAGCAGUAGGGAGAGAGUGAGGGACAGAGACAGGGACAGGGAGAGGGGCGGGACAGAUGAGCAACACAAGAGAGAGGAUGGCGCGGAACAGGGAGGGGAAAGGGAAGGGGGGACUCUGGGGGAGAUGGGGGCGGAGGCGGGAGAGGGUGGGGUGGAGAAGGGGGAGGGGGGAGGGAAGCGCGGGGGGAAGCGAGGAGGGGGCGGGGAGAGGAGGAGGUCGAAGGAGGAACGGGAGAUGUUCCUGCGGUGCCGCGUGUUUGCGAGGUUUCUGAGUGCAGAAGAGCACGAGGGGCUGGUGCAGAGCUUGACUCAGGCGGAAAAACUCAGGGACAGAGUGGCCGUGCUGCAGGAGUUGAGAGCAGCGGGGUGCAAGUCACUGGCGGAGGGUCGUCGGUUCAUCCAAGCUCACUACAAGGACAACCCCGCAGCUGCUGCUGCUGCCAUUGCGUGCCUUCCACCCUCGGCCACAGCCAUCAGCACGGCAUCACCAGGCGGUGCCUCAGCAGCUCUUGACAUUUCCGCCCACCCAGGAUGUGACCUUCUAUCAGCUAAGGAGCGGGAGCUGUGCAUGCACAUGCGCCUGCUGCCAGCUCACUACCUCCGCGCCAAGCAGGUAAUCUUACAACAAGCAACGCUAUCAGGGGGGGCCAUCUCACGAGCAGCAGUGCACCGACUCUUUCGCCUGCCCCCUGCCACCACCGACGCCAUUUUUAGACUCCUGCUGGGGGCUGGGUGGAUAGCUGAAGCUGGGGGAAACAUUGCUGGUGGGGGAAUGGGAGGGGGAAUGGUGAAGCAGGAAGGGAUGUGA